Pocillopora verrucosa is the source of this 3340-nucleotide messenger RNA. RefSeq names its product alpha-N-acetyl-neuraminyl-2,3-beta-galactosyl-1,3-N-acetyl-galactosaminide alpha-2,6-sialyltransferase. Gene Ontology annotation, biological process: ganglioside biosynthetic process. Lineage: Eukaryota; Metazoa; Cnidaria; Anthozoa; Scleractinia; Pocilloporidae. Gene Ontology annotation, molecular function: alpha-N-acetylgalactosaminide alpha-2,6-sialyltransferase activity. The record is from RefSeq and is a predicted model, not a curated record.
UCGUUUGAAAAUGCAAAUUUGACGGAUUGUUUUGUUGCGCUGUUUUGGUAAGCGUUGUAUUUGUGAGUGCUCGAGGAGCGUUCGAGUUGAUUUUGAUCGAGCGCUACUCCAUCACGAAUUAGCCAAGAGUCCCCAUGCCACUGGAUCUUCCGCUCUAUUACGCUGGCGUAGCGGAUGAAGACAUGCUCGAUGAGUUUCUUGUGGGCAGGCGAGAACUGGACCAUGGCCAAAGCUCAACCAUGGACGUCCGGAGAUUUCUCAAUGUCAAGUACCAUCAGGCUUCCGUGGGAAAAAUAAAGAAGGUUGCUGCUGUGUCAACCAUCGCCAUUAUAUUUUUUAUAGUUAUUAUAUUCACCUUUGGCUCCCCUCCAGUUAAAAAAAUUGCGAUGAAGACUUCUUCGGCUCAGUCACCAACUGCUGAAGAGUCUGGUACCAAGCAACACUUCUUCGUGCUGGCCACGAAUCCCGACAUUCCUGUCAAACUUUCUCUCAAUUGCCAUACGUGCUCUUUAGUGAGCUCUUCUGGAAUGCUGCUUGGCAGUAAUGCAGGCUCAGAAAUAGAUUCUGCCGAUUGUGUGUUCAGAUUGAACUCUGCGCCUACUCUCGGUUAUGAGAGAGACGUUGGAAGAAGAACCACUGUUCGGGUUGUCUCAGUGACAGGUUUCAAGUCUUUGAUUAGGGAUUCUUGGCAGGAAACCUUAGCUUCGUUUGAAGAUCUAGAUUACAUGAUACUGCUCGGACCGGAUGAGGCGCUGUGUAAAAAUUGUACACUUUCUAAACUGUACCAGAAAUUUGCCAAAUACCUCAAAAAUACUGGUGUUCUUCGGGUAACACAAGAAACCUACCAGAAAGUCACACAAGAAUCAAGAAACCUUGGAAUAAAAUACGGAAGGCGGGACCUUCCCAUUUCUACAAGAUAUUUCACGAUGAAUCUCGUUCGUCAGUUUUGUCCCCGAAUCAGGGUAUUUGGUAUGGAAUUGGAAAACCCCUGUGAAAGACAUGGAACCGUUCCUGUGUUCUACUGGCUUCCAGAUUCCUGGCAGAGCAAUUGUUUGAGUCAAGGAGAAAGAGUUCACCAACAGUUCUUAAAAGGUCUUGUAAGACUCCGACAGGAAAGACAAAUCUUUAAAUCUUGGGCACACAAGUAUCACAUUGAGUUCUUCUAUCCUUCUCAUAUAGUUACAUGAACAAUAUGAAGUCCAACAAACAGUUUAUUUUUCAAUUAAUCCUCCAUUUAAGGAAACUAUGAAGAACGAACACAAGAUCUAAACCUCAUUCUUGCGUUCCUCUUUCCACAACCGAUCUAGCGGCGUAAAACGCAUUCUCUGUGAGAAGGGGGGGAAAGCACAAGCGAUUUACAGCCAAAUAAGGGCAUGUCAGCUUGCUUUAAACCCUAUACUCCUUAGCUAUGCCCUUGAAAUUAUUUUCGACGCACUGAAUUCUUCUGGGUGACCUCCGUUUUUCUGUGACACAGUAGUGUUUCUUUGCGUGAGCUUGCGUUCUAUGAUGCCUAACCUUAAUUUCUGUAAAUCAGGCUGUGAUGUCGUGCCCGGGGAGCAAACUUACACCGCAGCUAUUUUAAAGGGUUGAUUUUUAACCUUGGCUUGUUCUUGAUAACCUGUUUUUAAGGACGCGUCAGAGUAAGACAGAUCAGUGCUAGAGAGUCCACCCCUGCUAUAUCUACACUGAUAACAAUUAUGCGUUUAUGUUUCAAGCUUUUUUUUUUAUGGAGACACAAAAAAACUUUGGAAAGACGUUCGCUGUAUUAUGUUUUUAUUGUAUAAUAUGCCUAGAUUUUUCGAAACAUGUCAUUAUGAUUUUGCCAAUCCCAGUGGCUGAGAUUGUAAAAAUGUAUUGUUUUCUUUGUUCAUUUUCAAAGACGACAAACGGUGAAAUUUAACGGAAGCGUUCGUCCUUGAUAAAUGAACUUUAGUUCUUCAUUGCCUUCUUCUCGCAUCUCCUCUCAUUGUAAUAUUUUUACGAUUCUUUUUAUCAUUUGUAGUAGAUAUCAAUGAGACGUUUUCGAUAUAUCUUGCAUAAGUUACUAGAUAUUAUGUCAAUUACUUGUGCACUUGCAAUUGUUUUAUCAGUGCUACUGAAUGAAAACUCUUUCCUCUCUUUCCAAAUUUGAUUCAAUGACUUUGAAAUCUUUACUUUGAUUUGUGCAAAUUACAAAUUGAUGCUGAUAAAGCUAUCUGGUAAACCAACCAAAUGUAACUGCCUAAUAACUUGUUCAUAUAUGAUAUGUAGUCCAUUUUUUUUUAUCUUUUGAUGGUAGAAGUCGGAAUCUUGUUCUUUCACAAUACAUUAUCAAAUUGCUUCCGCCGACCUCCAAGUCUCGUGUUGUCUGUCUUCUUUGCAAUCUUCAACUUAGCGUCUUCUUUUGGAAGGGGCGGGGAAAGGUUCCCACGAUCGAGACGCGGUUUUUCUGUUCGCUUCCUUUGGGUGUUUUUCUUCGUGUUUCGACGAUUUCCACGUCCCAUUACGCUUGGAAAGGCUGAUUGGUUCUAGGUCUACAUACGAAACAGCUAUGAGAGUGUCUUCUCUUUCAAGUUGAGUUUCUUAGAAUUUGCCUCUUCUUGGAGUGGAAUCUAGCCACGGUAUUGCAAUAUUUUAUUUUGCGAUGGCUUUUUCUUGAUUGAAGAGCGAAGAGUGUUAGAUGACCGUUUCCAAGCCUUUAAAAAGGGAAGAUAAGAAAGAACAAAGAUAAGAUAGCGGGAGAGGGUAAGGAAGCUUGAAGACAGUGGGAAUAAUUGUCUGAAAGAGAAGAAGCUGUUUCGAGAAGAUUUAAAUCGUAAUUUCCUUUUAACAACACAACUCCCACAUAAAUACUAGACACACCAGAGGUUGACGAGUUUAUCAGUUUUUCUUUCUUUUUUAUGCGCUGUUUAUGAAAUGAUUUUGACAUCGUAAAAACGUUUACUUCCAUCUAUACGCCUUAUGUAACACAAAUGUCAAGACAAGAAAGUAAAUAUAGCCUUUUUUUUCAAUAGUUUUUGAAACGCUUAAUCAUUACACGAAAGAAAUGAAAGGCCCAGAGUAACUGUUUUGCCCUUACCUAGCGGUCCAGUAUGAAACUCCCCAUUUAGAUCCUCUGUGCUUUCUAUUUUCUGCUUUUCUUCCUCGGUUUCUUGCUCCUUUUCUUUUUCCCAGUAAUUCUCUUGGACUUUGGUAACGGGAACCGCAUGACCGGGACCUGAGGACGAAUGAUAGCCGCACAAAUUAAAUUAGUUUAGAAUUAGACUUCUUUGGUCGAACUUUUUUGUUCAAUUUGAAAGACAUUUAAAAGAGUACUAUCUGUUUUAUCCGUAAGGUGAAAAUAAACAUUGCAUUUUUAGAC